AUGCUUCGACGCACCUUUGCUGUCGCGCAGAAGGGUGAAAGAGGGCUGUAUUUCCCCAUCAAUCACCGUAUCGUGGAUCGUCGAGUCGCCUCCGGGGUCACUGUGGAGGAAGCGGAUGUGCAGUCACGCUACCGCCGUGAGCUUCGCACGAGCUUUACCACCGGGGAAACGCGACAGACCAUACCCCCACUCUGGAGCGCUCGCGAAAGGCCUACGCAUUUUUUAUCGUUGCGUCUUCCAGCGAGGAAUGCCCUUAGGACACGUGUGAAUGAGAUGCAUAACCAGAUCCUCUUUUCUCACCACCAGCAUGCGCCUCUGCUUGUUCCACUGGCAAAGCUACACAUUACCUUGGGUGUGAUGACCAUUUCGGAGAGCGAGGAAAGGGAGAGGUUGGCAUCGAUCUAUGAAUGUGUCUCAGAGGUGUUUUCAGUGAUCCGUCCGCUGCAGCUUCGUUUUAGGGGUUUGGGGACGUUUGGGUUCGGCCGUGUUCUAUUUGUGCGUGUGGUCCCCGAGGCGGAUUUUGGUUUGCUCGAUGCCGCUGUUUUUAAAGUUCGCCGAAGAGUUGGCGGGGAGUUAAAGUUAGACAUGAAGGGCAACCCACACGACUCUUACGUUCCGCACGUCACUAUCGCGAAGAUUAGGUCCAACCAGCGGGCGCAGUUUGGCGACAGGAUACCCUUGUCGCUCUGGGCAGGGUACCAACACCACGAUUUUGGGGAUGUGACGUUUUCGCAGGUGGAUAUUUGCCGUAUGCGGGGGUCGGCGGAUGGGUAUUACCACACGGAGGGUUCGGUCCAGUUGUCGUAG
Trypanosoma conorhini is the source of this 807-nucleotide messenger RNA. Its product is annotated as A kinase (PRKA) anchor protein 7. NCBI's taxonomy places the organism in Eukaryota, Euglenozoa, Kinetoplastea, Trypanosomatida, Trypanosomatidae. Gene Ontology annotation, cellular component: cytosol. Bases 1 to 807 code for a protein of 268 amino acids. Gene Ontology annotation, molecular function: protein kinase A regulatory subunit binding. The record is from RefSeq and is a predicted model, not a curated record. The transcript has a single exon.